AGAGAGAUUCGCCCAAUGGCGUCAGGAGUGGAGACUGAGACUCGCCCAGAGACCCUGGAGUAUGAGGAGGAGGAAAAGGAACGACCCCUGACUGCGGCCGAGGCGCUGGCUGCCCAGAAACGAGAAGAGAGACUGAGGAAGUUUCGGGAGCUGCACAUGAAAAGAAAUGAGGCCCGAAAAUUAAAUCAUCAGGAGGUUGUGGAGGAAGAUAAAAGGCUCAAGCUGCCAGCCAACUGGGAGGCUAAGAAGGCUCGUUUGGAAUGGGAGCUACAGGUUGAAGAAAAGAAGAAGGAAUGUGCUGCAAGGGGAGAAGAUUAUGAACGAGUGAAAUUACUGGAGAUCAGUGCUGAAGAUGCAGCAAGAUGGAAGAGAAAGAAGAAGAGGAAGAACCCAGAUUUGGGCUUUUCAGACUAUGCAGCUGCUCAGUUACGCCAAUAUCACCGAUUAACCAAGCAGAUCAAACCAGAUAUGGAAGCAUAUGAAAAACUGAGAGAAAAAUAUGGAGAAGAAUUCUACCCAACAUCCAAUAGUCUUCUUCAUGGAACACAUGUACCUUCUACAGAAGAAAUUGAUAGGAUGGUUGUAGAUCUAGACAAACAAAUUGAGAAACGAGAAAAAUACAGCCGGAGACGUCCUUAUAAUGAUGACUCUGAUAUUGACUACAUCAAUGAAAGAAAUGCCAAAUUCAACAAAAAAGCCGAGAGAUUCUAUGGAAAGUAUACAGCUGAAAUCAAACAGAAUUUGGAAAGAGGAACAGCUGUUUAAACUUCAGGAAAUAUUGAACUUGGUUGUAAAUUGAGUCUUCGGGUAAAUUACCACCAGUGAACUGUACAAAUAAAGGAUUUCUACUCUU
This is a messenger RNA of Sarcophilus harrisii (Tasmanian devil), 853 nucleotides long. Its product is annotated as pre-mRNA-splicing factor SYF2. The record is from RefSeq and is a predicted model, not a curated record. Lineage: Eukaryota; Metazoa; Chordata; Mammalia; Dasyuromorphia; Dasyuridae. Bases 16 to 765 code for a protein of 249 amino acids. Gene Ontology annotation, cellular component: post-mRNA release spliceosomal complex; Prp19 complex; catalytic step 2 spliceosome. The transcript has a single exon.